AGACCGUCAAUUAUUUACGGGACACGUUUGCAUACUGUCUUUGUCUCUCGUUGAUCAUGGAUCGUUGGUUAGAAGUUUUCAUGGUUUUUGCUAUCAUUUUCAACGUGAGCAAUGGUGAAGAAGAGAAAGUAACGAUCAAGGUCGAAUAUAAACCACCAGAAGAAAAAUGCCAGCGAAAAUCGAAGGACGGGGAUUUCCUUGCGAUGCAUUACACAGGACGUCUCGAAAGGGAUGGCUCGGUGUUCGAUUCCAGUCACAAUCGCGGGCAUACUUUUGAUUUUACAAUGGGAAAAGGUAUGGUAAUCCAAGGUUGGGAGCAAGGACUCAAGGACAUGUGUGUUGGAGAGAAAAGAAAACUUAGGGUUCCAGCACACCUGGGUUACGGAGAUCGGGGAGCUGGUGAUGUUAUCCCUCCAGGAGCCAAUCUUUUGUUUGAUGUUGAACUAAUGGAAAUUAGAGCUGGAGAGGAUGAAGACGAUGGUUCACAAUCAGCACCAAAUGUGUUUGGCAUGAUCGACAAAGAUAAAAACAAUGAACUAAGUAUAGAAGAAGUCAAAGAGUAUUUGAAGGAACAGCAAGGAUUCCCAAAUGAGGAUGAAUCUAACCAUGAAACUAUUUUAUCUGAAAUAUUUGAGCAUGAAGACAAAGACAAGGAUGGGGUUAUUUCCUUUGACGAGUUCAGUGGCCCAAAACAUGAUGAACUUUAGUAAAAAAGUUGAGUAGUAAAAUUGAGUUCUUUGUUUAUACUCUUAGCUUAUGUACAGCCACACUCCUGGUGUAGGGCUGAUGCCCCCAGUGGAAUUUUUCCACUUUUAGAUAUAUUGAAUAGAACUGUAUCUAGUCAAAAUUGUUUUCUAAGUGCUCUGUAUGGCAGAUGAAACAUUAAUACAUCAAUACAAUCUUGGCUGAUACUGCGAUUAUUAUUGUGUAUUUAUAUUCAAACUCCAGCCGUAAAUUUUGUAAACAAUUUUGCCAUUCCAAACUUUGCCAUCGAGUUAAUUACAUUAAAUGUUUGAAUUUGUUCAUAACAUGAUUCUUAGUGCAGUUUGUAAUAAAUUAUGAGUACAGUA
This is a messenger RNA of Orbicella faveolata, 1070 nucleotides long. RefSeq lists its product as uncharacterized. NCBI's taxonomy places the organism in Eukaryota, Metazoa, Cnidaria, Anthozoa, Scleractinia, Merulinidae. The record is from RefSeq and is a predicted model, not a curated record. Gene Ontology annotation, molecular function: calcium ion binding; peptidyl-prolyl cis-trans isomerase activity.